AUGGAUGCUGUAGACAUUGUACUGGACUAUGCUCUGUUUCUAACGUUGAACCCAGGAAGUGGUUUGCAGUCAUCUCAUGAAAUUCUGCAGUUGCCAUUGCAAGCUGCCUGGAGUACAGAGAAUACCACAAGAAGCUGGGUCACAGAAAACCUGGUAUUUGGGAGAAUAUUGAAUAUGCUACAAGAAAGGCGCCUUUACAAGAGAAAUACCUUUAACUACAGCUGUGCAGGUGAUGAAUACUGGGACAAGACAAAGAGACAUUGCUGUAAGAAGUGUGAGCCAGGUAAUUACAAAGAGUCACCAUGCAACAGUCCAGGCACUGCUUCUAUAUGCAAACCCUGUGGCAAAGGCACUUUCCUGGCACACAAGAAUGACAUGACUUCCUGUUCAAGAUGCACUUUAUGUGAUGAUGGAGUGCAUCAAAUUGAGAUUGAAGAAUGCAGACCGGAACAUGACAGACAAUGUGGAUGUGGGCCUGGGAAUUACAAGGUCUGUUUUGGCAAAUGUGACACAUUUCAUUGUAAACCUUGCAGUGAGUGCAAAACUGGGAAAGUGAUCAAGGAAUGUGCUCAGACAGGAGAUGCCAUAUGUAAUGAAGGAUGCUAUAUUGUAUCAAAUAUGGACAAAGUGUGCAAGAACUGUUCUGAGUAA
Messenger RNA from Protopterus annectens (West African lungfish), 651 nucleotides. RefSeq names its product TNF receptor superfamily member 25 (gene TNFRSF25). The record is from RefSeq and is a predicted model, not a curated record. Lineage: Eukaryota; Metazoa; Chordata; Ceratodontiformes; Protopteridae. Gene Ontology annotation, molecular function: protein binding. The transcript has 5 exons. Gene Ontology annotation, cellular component: plasma membrane. The coding region runs from base 1 to 651 and encodes 216 amino acids.